AGGUAUCAUCUUGCCGCCCCCACUCGCCACAUCUAUUAUAUUACUACUACUACUACUACUACUACUACUACUACUACUACUCUCCCAAGUCUACCAACCUACCUACCUACCUACUACUACCUACUACUACAUACUCACCAUGGACCUCGCCAGCUUGAUCACGAAUCACAGGCCUAACCCGGUCAAACCUCGUCAUCUUGAUCUCCAGACGCCGCCUCUACCCACAACCACGUCCAGCUCCUACUUCACGACCGCCGCCGCCGCGACCACCUCGUAUGUGCGCUCGCCGCAGCCGCCGUUAUCUCCUCCCGUCGAUGACCAGCCUAAAUGCUCGUUGCCUUCUAUCUCGACUCUCCUCGAGGGGGCCGAUAGCGCCUUUCAUUCAGCCAAACGCCCAAGAUACAGUCCUGACAGCGAAUCCCGCCGGUCUUAUCAGUCGUAUGAUCCAGUAACGGCGCAUCUUCCGCCUACUCCGCCGCUACGCCCUGGAUCGGGUUUCAGCAGCAGCAAUCACCCCUCUCCUUCCACCACCGUUAAGACCACCGAGCAGCAGCAGCAACAACAACCACCACCGCCGUACUCGCUACUCCCCAACCCGACAAUGGACCGCCCUUCGAUUUCCAGCCAGGGCUCGUCCGCUCGUCAUUCUCUCUCCGCAAUGCCCCAGUACCCAUCGCCAGCGUCGAGUGUGGCUUCGUACUCGUCACCCGUGGAACCGUCCCCCAGCUCGAGCACCUACUUCCAACGACCACAUGCCUCGAGCGUCUCAUCCAUCGCGACGACGAUAGCAACCACCGCUACCGCGUCUACUCCUACUCCGAGUGUUGCUGUUGCUGUUUCUACUACCGCGGCUGCUACUGCCAUCACCACACCCACCACACAGUCCACUCUCCCUUCUCCAUCCUCCCCGACAGGCCAACACCACCACCACCACCAGCAGCAGAUUAUCUCCCCCGUGACCCCAGCCUGGCAACAUCACCACUACUUCCCCCCAAGCAACACAGCGCCCUACCAGCAGAACCAUGAUCGGUACAUCUGCCGAACAUGCCACAAGGCCUUCUCGCGCCCUUCCAGCCUGCGCAUCCAUUCACACAGCCACACGGGCGAGAAACCCUUCCGCUGUACCCAUGCAGGAUGCGGUAAAGCCUUCAGCGUCCGCAGCAAUAUGAAGCGCCAUGAACGCGGUUGCCAUACCGGUCGUCCUGUCCAGGCGAUCGUCUAAACCAAAUCCUUUUGGUUUAUUUUAUUUGUUUAUCUUUCUUUUUCUUUUCUUGGUCUGGUCUACGUUUUAUGAUACCCUUUUUUUUUCAUUUCUUCAUUUGUAUCUUAUAUAUAUUCUUAUUUUUUUUUGUG
Penicilliopsis zonata CBS 506.65 is the source of this 1353-nucleotide messenger RNA. RefSeq lists its product as hypothetical. The transcript is spliced from 2 exons. Gene Ontology annotation, molecular function: DNA-binding transcription factor activity, RNA polymerase II-specific; RNA polymerase II cis-regulatory region sequence-specific DNA binding. Lineage: Eukaryota; Fungi; Ascomycota; Eurotiomycetes; Eurotiales; Aspergillaceae. Gene Ontology annotation, biological process: regulation of transcription by RNA polymerase II. The record is from RefSeq and is a predicted model, not a curated record. The coding region runs from base 140 to 1222 and encodes 360 amino acids. Gene Ontology annotation, cellular component: transcription regulator complex; PcG protein complex.